Phyllostomus hastatus (greater spear-nosed bat) is the source of this 2561-nucleotide messenger RNA. It is a transcript of the gene PLK2, whose product is annotated as polo like kinase 2. Gene Ontology annotation, biological process: protein phosphorylation; regulation of cytokinesis; mitotic cell cycle. The coding region runs from base 35 to 2074 and encodes 679 amino acids. The transcript is spliced from 14 exons. Gene Ontology annotation, molecular function: protein serine/threonine kinase activity; ATP binding; protein binding. Gene Ontology annotation, cellular component: cytoplasm; spindle pole; centrosome. The record is from RefSeq and is a predicted model, not a curated record. Lineage: Eukaryota; Metazoa; Chordata; Mammalia; Chiroptera; Phyllostomidae.
GGCGGCUGGCGAACCGGCAGCGGGAGGCGAUACCAUGGAGCUCCUGCGCACCAUCACCUACCAGCCGGCCGCCGGCGCCAAGGCGAGCGAGCCGCCGGGCAAGGCUGGCGGCGGGGACGCGAAGCGCAGGCGGCCGCCGCCCCCCGAGGAGCCGCCGCCCCGGGCGCAGGAGUCGCCGGCGGCCCCGCAGCACCGCCACCACGCGGGCGCCGAAGUGUCGCGGGUCGUUGUGGACCCCACGACGGGGAGGCGCUACUGCCGGGGCCGGGUGCUGGGCAAGGGCGGCUUUGCCAAAUGUUACGAGAUGACGGAUCUGACAAACAACAAAGUCUACGCUGCAAAGAUCAUCCCUCACAGCAGGGUGGCCAAGCCGCACCAGCGGGAGAAGAUCGACAAGGAGAUAGAGCUGCACAGACUUCUGCACCACAAGCACGUCGUUCAGUUCUACCACUACUUCGAGGACAAAGAGAACAUCUACAUUCUGCUGGAAUACUGCAGCCGAAGGUCCAUGGCUCACAUCUUGAAAGCCAGGAAGGUGUUGACAGAGCCCGAAGUCCGAUACUACCUCAGGCAGAUUGUGUCUGGACUCAAGUACCUCCACGAGCGAGAAAUCUUGCACAGAGAUCUCAAGCUAGGGAACUUUUUUAUUAACGAAGCCAUGGAACUGAAAGUUGGGGACUUCGGUUUGGCAGCCAGGCUGGAGCCCUUGGAGCACAGGAGGAGAACAAUAUGUGGUACCCCAAAUUAUCUCUCCCCUGAAGUCCUCAACAAGCAAGGACAUGGCUGUGAAUCAGACAUUUGGGCUUUAGGCUGUGUGAUGUAUACGAUGUUACUAGGAAGACCCCCGUUCGAAACUACAAAUCUGAAGGAAACGUACAGGUGUAUCAGAGAAGCAAGGUAUACCAUGCCGUCGUCACUGCUGGCACCUGCCAAACACUUGAUAGCUAGCAUGCUGUCCAAAAACCCACAGGACCGUCCAAGCUUGGAUGACAUCAUGCGGCAUGAAUUCUUUCUGCAGGGUUUCACGCCAGACAGGCUCUCCUCCAGCUGCUGCCACACGGUCCCGGACUUCCACUUGUCCAGCCCAGCGAAGAAUUUCUUUAAGAAAGCGGCUGCUGCUCUUUUUGGUGGCAAAAAAGACAAAGCAAGAUAUAUUGACACACACAAUAGAGUAUCCAAAGAAGACGAAGACAUAUACAAGCUUAGGCACGACUUGAAAAAGACUUCCAUCACGCAGCAACCCAGCAAACACAGGCCAGACGAGGAGCUGCAGCCCUCGCCCACGACGGUGGCCGCUCCUGGCACCGGCACCGCCGCAGUGGAGAGCAGGCAGCAGGUGGGGGACGCCAUUCGGAUGAUCGUCAGAGGGACACUGGGCAGCUGCAGCAGCAGCAGCGAGUGCCUCGAGGACAGUACCAUGGGAAGCGUUGCGGACACAGUGGCAAGAGUCCUUCGAGGGUGUCUGGAGAACAUGCCGGAAGCCGACUGCAUUCCCAAAGAGCAGCUGAGCACUUCCUUUCAGUGGGUCACCAAGUGGGUCGAUUACUCCAACAAAUACGGCUUCGGGUACCAGCUCUCGGACCACACUGUGGGCGUCCUUUUCAACAACGGUGCUCACAUGAGCCUCCUUCCCGACAAAAAAACCGUGCACUACUACGCGGAGCUCGGCCAGUGCUCCGUGUUCCCAGCGACAGAGGCCCCUGAGCAGUUCGUCAGCCAGGUGACGGUGCUGAAGUACUUCUCCCACUACAUGGAGGAGAACCUCAUGGACGGAGGAGACCUGCCCAGUGUCACCGACGUGCGAAGACCGCGGCUCUACCUCCUGCAGUGGCUGAAGUCCGACAAGGCCUUAAUGAUGCUCUUCAACGACGGCACCUUUCAGGUGAAUUUCUACCACGACCACACGAAAAUAAUCAUCUGCAGCCAGGACGAAGAGUACCUGCUCACGUACAUCAACGAGGACAGGCUGUCCGCCACGUUCCGGCUGACGGCCCUGCUGAUGGCCGGCUGCUCGCUGGAGCUGCGGCACCGCAUGGAGUACGCCCUGAACAUGCUCCUGCAGAGGUGCAACUGAGCCUCGGCCCUGUGGGACCCCUCCAGGCGCGGGCCGCAGGGACGGCGGGCUGCGGCACGUGGGAGACGGCGGCGGCGGCGGUACGAAGACAGGCCCUCCGGCCCGCUGGACCGGCCGAGGCGUGCUGGCCGUCCUGGCGCGGACAGUCCGAGAGAACCAGAGCGCCGUUUUCCUUGGGGGACCUGUCUUGAAAGGGUUUUCAGACAACCUCACAGAAAGGUGCAUUGACUCUUCACUUGUCUCUGCUGAGAGCAUUUCAGACGGAGGGGGGCUGGGAACUGUGAACGGACUUCCCGGGGAGAGGAGAGGAGAGGGAGGAGGCUCCCGAGUCGUCAGCGGCUGGAAUCGGAGCAGCUUUGGGCUGCCUAACUGUGAACUAUGGCCAUAUGUAGGUGUUUCUUUGUUCGUUUUUGUUUUUUGUUAAUUUUUGAAGACACUCGUGGCUGGAAAAGUGCAUUCCUUGUUAAUAAACUUUUUAUUUAUUACA